GUUGGCUCGAGCGCUCGAGACGACGAAGCAACGAACAAGGGCGAGAUGGACGCGUCAGCUCCACCCGCUCAGCUCUUCCUUUCUUUCUCUCCUGAAUAUCUUCUCGCCACCUCAUCGCCGUCAUGAUCACAAUUACCGACGCCGACAACGACAACAUAUACCCCUUAGACUGCGAUGCGAGCAUCACAUUGGCCGACGUCAAGGCUCUCCUCGAGGCAGAUUCUUCCAUACCAGCAGCUAGACAGGCACUCUACUUCAAUGCAACCCUCAUGACAGAGGCAGAGAAGACGCUCGAGGCCUACGGGGUCAAGGACGGCGAUCUCCUUGCGCUGAGGGAUUCGGGACGACAGCAGCAGCAGCAGCCAGUCGCGAGUGGGAGCAGGCAGCCAACAGCGCGAGGCGCCGGGGACAGGAUGAUGCCAAGGCUCGCAGCGAAUCCGAGAUGGCCGAGCAGCUUCGCCAGCAAGUCCUCUCCGACCCUCACCUCAUGACGCAGAUUCGCCACUCCAACCCUCAACUAGCAGAUGCCGCUCGUGCAUCGCCUCAAGAGUUCCUCCGCCUCUUCUCAGACUUCCGCCGCCAGAUGAGCAACGCCCACGCCGAGCGCGAGCGGGCUGAACUGGAGCUCGCAG
Jaminaea rosea is the source of this 632-nucleotide messenger RNA. RefSeq lists its product as hypothetical. Gene Ontology annotation, molecular function: protein binding. Bases 123 to 491 code for a protein of 122 amino acids. The record is from RefSeq and is a predicted model, not a curated record. The transcript has 3 exons. Lineage: Eukaryota; Fungi; Basidiomycota; Exobasidiomycetes; Microstromatales.